This is a messenger RNA of Suillus clintonianus, 1701 nucleotides long. RefSeq lists its product as uncharacterized. The coding region runs from base 1 to 1701 and encodes 566 amino acids. Lineage: Eukaryota; Fungi; Basidiomycota; Agaricomycetes; Boletales; Suillaceae. The record is from RefSeq and is a predicted model, not a curated record. The transcript is spliced from 14 exons.
AUGAGCGAAACUCCUCCCACUCGAAGUGUGCGAAAUGCGAAGAAGAACGCACUGAAGAACGCAGUCUGGCUGCCGGAGAAGACGCGCACUAAGCGCCAGCAACAAGACACGCCAAGUUCGCAACGUGACACGCCAAGUUCGCAAUGUGAACCGCAAUGGGGUUCACAAUUGCGGUCGAAGCCUAAAUCAACAAAGAAGAGGAAGAUUGUCUCACCAGUGGCAGAGCGAGAAGACAAAGUGGCGACUAAGCGCCGGUCACCAGAGAUGCCCGGUUCACAAGGUGAACCACAGUGGGGUUCACAACCACGGUCACGGUCCAAGCCUAAAUCAACUAAGAAGCGAUAUCGUACUGCCUCACCUGCGGCGUCAGAUGACGAAGAUGAAGCUGCGAAACGCAAACGAUUGCGGCUGGAUGCUAAAAAAUCCUCAGGCCAUACCACUCAUCAACUGACAUCCAUCAAGGAAGAUCAGUUAGAACAGAGCGGGAGCGAAGAAGCAGGCGACCAUACCGAUAGCGAUCAGACUGAUUUUGCCAGCGAUGCGAAGGACUCGUCCGAUGAUAGCGACUUUGAAGACCCAACAUCUAUCGCAAAGAUGCUAUCAACAGAGAUUCCGAGUUUCGUCUCAAGUUCCAAGGCAAAGAACCCUCCGGUGAACAAACAGUCUGCUCGCGAUCGUAAACGAGCCGCAGAGACACCUGUGUGGGCCAGCGAUACUGGCAUGCAUCUUACAAAGGCCCACAUCGUGAAGGCAGAGUCCGAGCACUAUUUUUCGGAUGCUGACAACAAGUCGGAUACCAGUAGUGCCACUGGUAGUCGAUCGUCUUUGCGUCCCUCCGGAUCUUCGAGUGCAAAACUCAUCCUGACCGAACACGGGAAAGUAAAGAUGACGGACCAGGAUAUCACCACUCGAAAAGUGAUUCAAGGUGCUAUCCUCGAGGCGAAGGCCUAUAUGAUGUUUGUUAACGGCUACCCCGAGCUAAUCGAAAAAACUUCCUUUUCACGCGACACGCUCCUGAAGGCAGCUCGCGAUUGUCGUGCGACAUCUAUCGAGAUGCAAAUCAAGACUAAUGAUGCAUAUGCGUCGGCUCUCGCAACCCUGGUCGAAGCUCGGGUACCGCUGUUUCGUGGUGAUCUGAAGGACGACGCUUGCGGCCAAGUCGCGGCUUACCUUCGCUUAGGAUCCAAUAGUAUUGCCUCUGCUAAGGCCUUCAUCGAGGACCACAGCUAUCAUUAUUUCAUGCAGUUCGGUGAUAACGACGUCCCGAAACCAGUGCGGCACAAACCUUACAUGGGUGAUCUCAUGGUGCACCUUAUGAAGGGCCGCUAUUUUAAUGGACCGAAGUCAGUUGGUGCCAUGUUCGCACAGAAAUUUUCCGAUAUCGCAAAGAAUAAAGCCAACCGGCCUGAGGUCCCCAUUCCUAUGGUCGCUUUGACCAGUACUUCGGUGUACGCGGCACUCUUCUGGAAGGCUCAGGGCUCUCCGUCGAAGUUCAACUUCACGGGGAACCAAUUUAGCGAAGUCUACGUCUUCCACGUCCAAUUCCUCGAGGAUCUGAAGGCGAAGGCACCUCAAAAAUUCCACAAACUUAUGGCAGAUAUUUUCGCUGCAAUACAGGAUCUCAUGCACACUAAGAAGGCUGUUGCUGAUCUGAAGACAAAUGCACUCGCAUUCCUCGAUCUCGACGGGAUGGAGGAGUAG